AUGAUGAGUCGAAUUUCUUUCCUAGUUAGGCCCAGCAGCCACUUUGUUUUGGAGGUAGUUGCCUUACAAACUGUCCAAUGCGCCAAGAAACCUUUAAGGAUAACCUGGGAUCAAUUCAGAAGCGCUAUAACGGCAAAUGGAUUCCCUACUCCAAAUGAAGCACAGUAUGAAGGUUUCGUACACACACUUGAGUACGCAGGGAUAAAAGACAAGAGAAUGGCAGCCAUGUUCUUGGCUCAGCUUAUCCACGAAUCGGGUGGCCUCCAGUUCAAAGAGGAACUCGCCUACAAAGACAAAGACGACGAUCCUUACAAGAGCUCCAUCGAUGUACCCGGAAAGAGGUAUUACGGCAGAGGCUACAUCCAGCUCUCGUGGGCGGAGAACUACCUCAGUGCUUCGAAGGGUAUCUAUGGGGACGACAGGUUGUUGCAGAACCCGGACCUUGUUGCUAAGGAUGAGGAUGCUGCGUUCUUGACAGCAGGUUGGUACUGGAAGAACAGGGUCGCUGUUGUACCGGGCGUUCAGAAAGGAAGGUUCGGAGAUUCGACAAGAGCCAUCAACGGAGUCGUAGAGUGCAAUGGCGAGUAUCUCGAGAACAGCAAGAACAGGUUUAAAUAUUACAAAAUGGUGUUCCAAAUAUUCGGCGCUAAGGGAAAACCUGAUGAAAGAGGUUGUUAUAAUUGAUUUAGCUAGAACAUCAUGCAAACACCAUUAUGCUAUUUAGUUAAUACAAUCGAUUGUUUUAAAUAAUAUUGAAUUUUAAACAUUCUUUCAUGAUGUUCCUCUAAUUCUUGUAGAUCUAACUUUUUUUUUUUGUUUUUUUCCUCCAACUCUUACUGUCAUACAAGAAAAUACUCCCCGAUUUCGAAUAAGAAGACUUGAGUCCAAGGACCAGGCUGUUACGAAAUAAAAUUCGACCUUUGACCAAACCCUUUGCAAAAAUCAUACAUCUUCCAAAUUUCCUGCCGAAUCAUAUCAACGCUCACAUAAAUCAACCAU
This is a messenger RNA of Nezara viridula (southern green stink bug), 999 nucleotides long. The record is from the annotation of a GenBank genome assembly. Lineage: Eukaryota; Metazoa; Arthropoda; Insecta; Hemiptera; Pentatomidae.